CGCCCCACACAAAGCCCGCCCAAGGCUGAAGCCCAUCUCAGGGGCAGUUCUCAGCCUAGCAGCCCUGCCUGAAGAACACUUCCGGGCUCCCUGCAUCCCUGAUAGACAGUGCAAGUUACCACUUCCAGGCUGAGUAAGGACAAAAUGACAGGUCUUUGCUGCACAGAUUUGUAUUUUAAAGAUUUAUUUUAUUUUUAAAUAUUUUGGGCAAUUCCCUGAGAAUUUCGCACAAUGUGUUUUGACCAAACUUCUGUAUAUUUUGCAUUCCCUUAUAGUUGCUUCAAGUCCCUAUUAAAUAUUUGCAAAUUGUAAGUUUCACUUCUGGCCUUGUGAUAAGCAACUGGCAUGUCAACAUAAUUUCCACUUUGUUCUGGAAAGGAUACUCAGAUGAAUACAGAACCUUUUUUUUUUUUUUUUUAAAUACAGAAUCUUAUAUUGACAUUCUUUUUUUCUGAAUUUAAAAAUGUAACUUUUGGGCACACACACACCGGCAGAGAGCUGGGCGGUGGUGGCACCACGGGAGGCCUUUCCGUUCCAGCGGCUGCAAACGACGACGCUGAGGCGACAUGGAAGUGUAAGCGGAAGGAUGCGAACGCAGCACUGCUCAGUAACUACGAGGUGUACCAGUUACUGACAGACCUCAAAGGGCAGCGGAAGGAGAGCGGGAAGAACAAGCACAGCGCUGGGCAGCAGAACUUGAACACCAUCACCUACGAGACAUUAAAAUACAUAUCAAAAACACCAUGCAGGAACCAGAGUCCCGAGAUUGUUCAAGAAUUCCUCACAGCAAUGAAAAGCCACAAGCUGACCAAAGCUGAGAAGCUUCAGCUGCUGAACCACAGGCCAAUGACUGCUGUCGAGAUCCAGCUGAUGGUAGAAGAGAGUGAAGAGCGGCUCACGGAGGAGCAGAUCGAAGCCCUUCUGCUUACUGUCACCAGCAUUCUGCCUGCAGGCCCAGAGGAUGAGCAGAGGAAAAGCACUAGCAAUGAUGUGGCCAUGGAAGAGGAAGACCCGGCAUAGAUGUGCACAGCUGGCCAGGAUGUUCGCGAAGUUCGAAACCCAACAGCCAUUUCCUGGAUGUUCAGAGGAUUGUGUGUUUGGUUUUACCCCCUCUCUCAAUAUGCCUGAUCUCAGGGUGGGUUGGGAAAAUCACAAAACUAAGAUAAAAAGAAAAAAAAAAAAUGU
This is a messenger RNA of Peromyscus maniculatus bairdii (prairie deer mouse), 1185 nucleotides long. Lineage: Eukaryota; Metazoa; Chordata; Mammalia; Rodentia; Cricetidae. The record is from RefSeq and is a predicted model, not a curated record.